Messenger RNA from Zymoseptoria tritici IPO323, 189 nucleotides. RefSeq lists its product as uncharacterized. The transcript has a single exon. Gene Ontology annotation, cellular component: nucleus. The annotation marks the transcript as partial. Gene Ontology annotation, molecular function: protein binding. The record is from RefSeq and is a predicted model, not a curated record. Lineage: Eukaryota; Fungi; Ascomycota; Dothideomycetes; Mycosphaerellales; Mycosphaerellaceae.
GCGAAUCACUCCUGCGAUCCGAACACCGCUGCUAUUUUCAACCAGCCCCGACAACUUCUUCGCGCUUUGAGGCCGAUCAAGAAGGGCGACGAGAUCACGAUGAAGUACGUCGACAUCACGAACCCUUUCUCCGUCCGUCAAGCCGAGCUCAGCGAAGCCUACUUUUUUGGCUGCAAAUGUAUCAGAUGC